This is a messenger RNA of Penicillium antarcticum, 1560 nucleotides long. RefSeq names its product efflux pump antibiotic resistance protein. The record is from RefSeq and is a predicted model, not a curated record. Bases 1 to 1560 code for a protein of 519 amino acids. Gene Ontology annotation, molecular function: transmembrane transporter activity. The transcript is spliced from 5 exons. Gene Ontology annotation, biological process: transmembrane transport. Lineage: Eukaryota; Fungi; Ascomycota; Eurotiomycetes; Eurotiales; Aspergillaceae.
AUGGAAACAACAACAACAGAGGAGCUUUCAGUUGAGCACGGAAUAUCCACCCUCUGGCCCAGCUUGCAAAACCAGCAACAACAGCCAUCACACGGAGCAACCUCGGAAAUAACUGAGCCUCUUCACAUUCAGCCUGCCCCUUCCACAGAACCCAAAUAUCCAAUAGGCUCUAAGUUUUGGUGCACCGUCUUUGCACUAUGUGUGGUUAUGAUUCAAGGAGGCUUAGAUGCUAACAUUGUCGCUACAGCUGUGCCAAGCAUCACCGACGACUUCCACACUGUUGCUGAUGUGGGAUGGUAUUCAUCUGCAUUUCGUCUCUGCACCUGCGCGUUCCAAUUCGGGUUUGCGAAGCUGUAUAAACAUUUCUCGACCAAGAUUGUAUUCUUGUUAAGCAAUGCCAUUUUCAUCAUUGGCUCCUUACUCUGUGCCAUAGCUGCUACGUCGACUAUGUUCAUUGUAGGAAGAGCGGUGACUGGUCUCGGGUUCUCAGGGGGUUUGGCUGGAUGUUUUGCCGUCAUAACGCAACUUAUACCGCUUAGCAAGCGGCCAUUGUUUGCGGUAGGCGGUGCAUUGACGCAGUCUUUGGGAUGGAGGUGGUGCUUCUGGAUCAAUCUCCCUAUUGGUGGUGUAUCGCUGGCGACCCUGCUUUUGCUUUUCUCGGACCCAAGAGCCAGUGAAGUGGACGACCUCACAUUCGCUCAAAAGAUUAAAGAGAUCGAUCUCGUUAGCAAUUUCUUGUUCAUCCCAUCUUUAACAGCACUCUUCCUUGCCCUAUCUUGGGCUGGAACAAAAUAUUCUUGGUCAGAUGGGAAAGUGAUCGCAUUAUUCGUUGUUUUCGCUGUUCUACUCGCCGCGUUUUUCUUUAAUCAAUACCGACGCGGAGACUCGGCAGCACUCCCUUUCCGCAUUAUUAAAAACCGAAAUGUCAUUGCCGGUUUCGUCUUCACGGCGUGCACUAACUCGAUGACGAACGUCUUGGAGUGGUACUUACCAACGUACUAUCAAGUCGUUCGAUCCCAUACCCCAAGCGAGAGCGGCUACCUGAUAAUGCCCAUCCUUGUUGGAAUGAUGCUCGGCCUCUUCCUUCAGGAUAUCGGCACUACAACGCUCGGCUACUAUGCCCCUUUCAUGCUCCUCGCUUCCGUGUGCAUGCCAGUUGCCGCGGGCUUGAUGACAACUGGAGGCAUCGGCUUUCAAGGCCCUCAGGCGGCUAUGCAAACAACGUUAAAUACCGCAGAUGUCAAUAUUGGGAUCGGGGUUAUCUUGUUCGGGCAGAGCAUGGGUCCGGCCAUUUUUAUCGCUAUUGCACAGGUGACAUUCACGAAUGAGUUGUCGUCAAUUUUGAAAAAUGUGAUACCUGGUUUGUCACCUGCUUAUGUCGAACAACAUGGGCUUGACGGUAUUAAGACCGGGGUUCCUGCGCAGCAGUUGGGUGAGGUUCUGAGAGGUAUCGAUCGAAGCUUGACGCAUACUUGGUAUAUCCCUGUCGCUUUGACUUGCACGACAAUGGUGGGGAGUCUUUUGAUCGAAUGGCACUCGGUAAAACAGAAGCAGCCGUGA